Molecule: messenger RNA, 9393 nt
Organism: Phasianus colchicus (ring-necked pheasant)
Lineage: Eukaryota; Metazoa; Chordata; Aves; Galliformes; Phasianidae
Gene: SLC16A1
Product: solute carrier family 16 member 1
Biological process (GO): plasma membrane lactate transport
Cellular component (GO): basolateral plasma membrane
Molecular function (GO): lactate:proton symporter activity
Source: RefSeq, a predicted model, not a curated record
AUAGGCACAGUACAUCUGUAAGGCACCCACCUGUGCCAUAGGUGCUCUCGGUGUUCUUGGGCUUUAGUGUUGGGGAGCCUUUUAGAUUCAUCCCAAGGCACCUGAAAUAUGUUUUCGCAUUUCGUGGUGUUUGUUUUCUUGCUUUUCUGUAUGCCUGAAGCCAUUUUGUGGUGCGCAGGCAUCCCUUUCUCAUGUUAAGUGAGGUAACUUGGUGUGGGCCGUCCCUUGGAUGCCUCUGCUCCAGGCUUUUCUGGCUAUGGAGAUGAGCAGGGCUGAAAAAUGCUACUCUGGAGUGCUGCUGGGGUCAGGAACUCCCCAGACAUCCUGGCCUCAAAGGAGCCUUCUCCAUCUUCAGCUCAUUCCUGCCUGGUAAAUCUUCCAGCUACACACAGGCCUGGUGUUGGUGUGCUGUGAGCUUCCCUGCAGUGUCACAGCUGUGGCUGUAUCCUGUCCUGCCCUCCAGGCAGAGGUGUGAGAGCAUUAUCUGCGCUGUGCCCACCAGGAGGUGUUUCCUAAUCAAAAGGUGCCAGUGGUGCAUCUGCUCUCACACUUGCCUUGAUUUGUCUGGCAGCUGAGGUGGAAAAUACCCGGAGACUUGUACAGGGCUGGAGGCUUGCGUGAUUCCGUUCCAUAGAUCCUUCAUGAGGAGUUGAAAAGUUGCACGUAGCCUAAGGGAGGCAAGUUGUAUCCAAGCACUUCAGUGUUAAUGUUGUAGUUUUAUGACUUCUCCCACUUCCUUCGGUGGAAUAAGCCCAUAAUAGCAACCUUUCUGAUGAAGAAAGCAGGAGCCUCUUGCCAUUAUUGUCUGAAUGACUCAUUUUGAAAUGCUCCCUUCAAGCUACUGCUGUGUAAUUGUGCUGCAGCCAAAGAAAGUUCGUGUGGGGCUGUAGUUGGUUCCCAAAACCACAGUCCUGCAGGUGGUGUCAGGUAAUCUCCAUCCACAUAGCUGCAGCCGCCUCCUCUGUGCUUGGGAGGCUUUAAAGAGGGAUGAGAUGGAUGUGGCUGAGAACAAAGGGGAUGAGCUGCUGCCCUCAGGGAAGAGAGGGGUGGUUGUUUAGACCGAAACAGCUGUGGGGCUCUGAGAUUCUGCAGCCCUACACAGUGAAACCUGGAGUGGCUGCGUCCUUGGCUGUGCGUAUCGAUGCCUAAAUGAAAGAAUGCUGGUGCUGCUUGGUACCGCAUUUUUCUCAUUCUGAGAAUUUCUUGGCAAGGCACAGAUCGUCUCUGAGGCAUCUGUGAGUACUGCAGUGCUGAGGUUGAUGUGUGGAGAGAAACAUCUCUGCUCCUAUCAAAGUGUGGUCUGUGCCUGGGGACCUGAGAUUGAAACCUGCACGAGGAGAUGCUGAGAGCCACAGCCCUCCUGGGAUGGGGUUGGAUGGCUGCAGGUGGGCUGGGGGCUGUGCUGUGCAGGGGAGUCCAGCAGGAGCUGUGCUAUGGGGCCUUUACUGCUACCAUCCUAGAGCUGUGGGUCAGAGGGAUCUGGAGGAACUCUGCUUGAGUUGUGGCCAUUGCCAGCAUGUAAUGUUAUUAAAAAAAAAAAAAAAAAAUCAGUCAGGGUUUUUUCCCUUGAUCCCUCUGGUUGCUUGCUUAAGCUUGCUUCAUGCUUUCUCAUACUAGUAAGGCUCCUGGUCCUUGCUCAGACAGGCUGAGAUCACUGGUGGUAAUACCUGGAGACAGCAGCCUGGAAUGGGUGCUUGUAAUGGACUUCUUCUGGUGGGAGAAACUGGUACUUGUUUUCUUGUUUGUUUUGUUUUUCUGACAAACAACCUCAGAGUCCUGUUGCAUCAGCUCCCUGCAGGCAGGAGGGCAGUGCUGAUGGCUGCAGGCAGUGAGGAGCUGCCUGGAUGGGGUCAAAGCACAGUGGUGCAACCUCCUCGCAGCCCACAGGUCAGGUGUGGCUGCUGUGUGGGGGAUUAUUAUUUUCAGAUCCCUACAAUCUCUGUCCUCAGCCACUGUUUGUAGUGGGUGAUGCUCAAGCAGAGCCCGUAGCCCUGCUGAGGUGAGCAAUGGUGCUGCUGCACACCUCUGAUCCUGCAUUGCAGGCUGGGGCUUGUGCUGCUGUGGAUCCAGCGCUGAGCAAAAGGUGAAGGCAGCAGCCACUGGCACCUCUGCUGAGGAGCACAAAGCCAUGCCUUCUGGCAUCUGCUUGUCUGCUUGCCAGGUCGGCAGACUGCAGCAUGUCUGGGGCUCUGCUGGCCAUCCUUGGGCAGAGGAGGGGUGCUGAGCAGGCUGUGCUGUGGCUGGUGAAGGAACCUUGAGCUCAUCUGCGUGGGCUGCUGUCCUUGGGCAAACUUUACGUGCUACUGACCUCGCAUCACCCUGGGAACAAAUGCUUCAGCUGAGCAGGACCUCAAUUGAGUAUUGUUUUGGUGCAGAGUCCCUGCAAAUACUGGGUGGUCACGUAUGCCAUGCACAGCCAGGUUAAAACCCUGCCUGGGGCACUCACUGGAAUUACACCCCUAUGCUUAAUUCUGUAAAUGUGCUUAAAACCAGUGGUAGCGGUGUCUCAUUAGUUCAUAACAAUCUCUAUUUGAUCUUUUCUCCGGCCAGAAAAUGUCCUGACUUGAAGCUGUGAGGUGUUACUUGCUCUCACCAGUUUGCAGUUGGUAGAAGCUCCAUCUCUCCAGCGAUAAGUAUAAGCCUGAAACUCAGGGUGAGGACCUCUAAGGGGUGCUUGGGUUGUGCCCUGGAUGCUGCCUGUCCAUGGCAGGUGAGCAAGCUCUGCCACUGGGAAAGGCUUUAAAAGCCUCUGAGACAGCAGGUGUGAGAGGAAUGUGUGCCUGGUGCAGUGAAAUCCCCAGUGGCAGGGAUGGAUGUGAGGAGACAGGCAGGGAUCUGCAGGGCCGGGAUGCUGCUUGUGGGAGAAACCCCUCCUGCCCUGAAAAAGAGCGUUGUGAGGUUACCUUUGUGAAGGGAUUGCCCCAGAAAUAUUUUGCAGCAUUUGCGGUGCUUUAUAAAUGUGAGCCUCUGUCUCUCUCCUCCGGAAUCCUGCCAAUCUGGGGCUUUAAAAAGCACAGCGAUUUGCUGGGUUAUGUAAGUAGAAGUCUUUAAAAUCUUCCUGAUCCAGGCACCUUCAAAGAAGAGACCACAGCAGCAAUGUAUAGGACGUGGGGGAGGGAAAGGACUGUGGUCUUCUCCAGGGUCUGUUCCCAUUUGAUGCAGUCUGGAUUGCAUAAAAAAAAAAAACAUAGCUGUUCCUGCCAUUGCUGUGCAGGAUGAGGGCUUGCUGUAGGCUACCUGUUCCUGCAGGUUUGUCAAGACUUCACAGGCUAGCAGAUGUGAUACUUCCAGUCAUUACUUGGUCUCAUCAGUCUUAAUUACAGCGAGUAUGGUUGCUUUGUUUCCUAAUAGGGCAAACUGUAGCUGGCUGCCUGGCAGCUGUGAAUAUGAUUUCCAAACACAUCUUACAUGUUGCUGCUCUUCCAAAACAGAACUGUAAAUGUCAUAACUGUUCAUUUACUUUAUAUAUUUUCUUUUGCAAAGGGGAGGGAAGCUUUCCCUUUGGACUGGCUGCCUUCUGUGUGCUUUUCUUCUCCCAUUUGAAGCCUCCCUUUGAUAGAAGUAUUCUAAAACUGGCCUUCCUUAAUGAGGUUUUGCAGUGAGUCAGGGCAAAAUGCUGUGACAUGCAGAGCUCGUGUAAACCCUCUGGCAUCGAACUUUGGGGUUCUUGCUUAAUGGUCUCCAACUUCAGUCCAAGGUAUUUCACUAUGCAUUGGCACCACAAGAGAGGUUGUCUUGCUCUUCAAAAGUCUUUUAUGGAAGGAUGCCACCUGAGCAAGCAUAGAAGAGGAAUGAGCCCAGCCACAAUGAUUUUGGCACAGCUCAGCUGCUUGGGACUGAUGGAAGAUCUAAACCUGUGUUCCCCAAGGCCUCAGCAAUAUCCCCAGAUGUUACUACCAGUGACCUCUAUUUAUGCUAUCAACUGGUUUGUAUUACUGAACAGUAGCUGGAUUUUCUGUUACCAAAAUUCAGUAGCCUCUCUUUUUCUUUUUUUAGCCUUUCAGGCAAAUCAAAGCUGUUAGAUGAUGCCUUAAAGCAUCGCUGGGUGCUGUGAGAGCUCAGUGUGACUCAAAACCUAAGAGUGAGCUGCAGGCUGUGCAGCGUGGCUGGAGGUGGUGUCAAACCCCAGUAUUGCUAUCAGUGUGUAACUUUAAGGGUGGGUUGCCUGUGUGGCCAGAGGGCAGAGUGUGUGGUGGCUGUUUGGGGUGAGCUGAUGGGAAUUGCUUAGAGGAACAUCCUGUGAGUGAUUCCUGUGACUGGAGGAGCCUGUGUGCUCAUGACAGUCAUGUGCUGUGCUGGAGCGUGGGUGAAUUACCCUUCCAGCCAAAAAGAUCCACGCCUGGCUCAGGCUAAACCAGUCUUAAAGGCUUAGGGCAGGCUCGGGUGCUGGGCUCCCUGUGGUGUGGGGCUGGCUGCCUCCUCCUGCCCGCCACCGCAGGCCUGCAGUUUGGCAGAUGGAGCUGCAGGGCCACGUGAGGCCUGGCCUGUGCUGUGAGGUGAAAGCGAUCCGGGCACCCAUGGGAGGGAGCUGGCUGCCAAGAGCAUGGCAAAACGUGCCAGGUAGAUGCUGGCAUGAGAACGGCCGUGGAUGCGAUGGUAAUCGCCGUGAGCCCGAGCGGACGUGUGCUAUAAAUAGGGCUUGUGGCACCUCUGUGCUGCUUCACAUGGAGCUGUCGCUGCGUUGUGGUGUCACUUCCAGGAGCUCUUGUGCUCCAUUGUGUCUCCAGGUGAAAGCCUGAGCUGGGAGAUUGUAUGAGAGGGUUUAGGCUGUGCUGGAGGAGCUUGAUGUGCUCCUUCCUUCCCCUCUGUGCUCGGUGUGAGCAGUGCUUCAGCUCUGCCCUUCUCAGCUGUGGCAUCUUGCUGUAGGGAACCCAGCUCUGAAGGCAUCCUGAAAUCUUCAGGGCCCCAUGGGAGCUGCAGGGGCAGUUCCUGUUGUUUUGCAUACGGUGGAACAACAUGCGAGCAGCUGAUUUGGUCGUGUUUCCUCUGUGGGAUGGAUUGUGCUGCUCUCUGCUGUCUGAACAGCCUUGUUUUCUCAAGUGACUGCAGCUUCAAGGUGUGUGCCAGCUGUGCAGGCUGUACAAGAGCUGUGGUGCUGGGGCUGCAUGGGCAGCACCGUCCCAGCUGUGUUUCCUUGUGCUGGGAAUGGCUUUUUUGGUCUCAGAGGAGGGGUUUAGCAGUGCUGGGAUGCAGAGUGUCCUGGGAGGGCUGGAGCACCUCCCCCUCCCUGCCCCAGGGAAGGACAGAGCCCUGGCAGCAUCCCACUGUUGUUGCUCACAGCUAAGUUUAGCCGCAGCCUGUGACCUUCUGGGACUGCAGGACUGAUGGUGUGCUGUCUUGACACCUGCCUGCCUUUACAUUGCAGAAAGCCCUGGCUUGUGCGCAGUUUUAUCUGAUCUUUGAACCCCGACUGAUCCAUUGCCAGCCUCAUUCAAGAUGCCACCGGCCAUUGGAGGCCCUGUGGGAUACACUCCUCCUGAAGGAGGCUGGGGAUGGGCUGUGGUCAUCGGAGCCUUCAUCUCCAUUGGAUUUUCCUAUGCCUUUCCCAAAUCCAUCACUGUGUUCUUCAAAGAGAUUGAGGUCAUCUUCAACGCAUCUAGCAGCAAAGUCUCAUGGAUUUCCUCUAUCAUGCUGGCUGUUAUGUAUGCAGGAGGUCCCAUCAGCAGCAUCCUGGUGAACAAGUAUGGCAGCCGGCCCAUCAUGAUCGUGGGUGGGUGCCUCUCGGGGUGUGGUUUGAUUGCAGCCUCUUUCUGCAACACUGUGGAGGAGCUCUACUUCUGCGUGGGAGUCGUAGGGGGCCUUGGACUUGCAUUUAACCUGAACCCUGCCUUAACCAUGAUUGGCAAGUAUUUCUUCAAGAAGCGUCCCCUGGCGAAUGGACUGGCUAUGGCAGGCAGCCCUGUGUUCCUGUCGACCUUGGCACCUGUGAACCAGCUCUUCUUUGGCAUAUUUGGCUGGCGAGGGAGCUUCCUCAUCCUCGGUGGUCUCCUGCUGAACUGCUGUGUUGCUGGGUCCCUCAUGCGGCCGAUUGGUCCCAAGCCAGACCAGCUGAAAAAAGAGCCCACUAAAGAGGUAUUGCAGGAAGCUGGGAAAGCAGUGAAAAAAGGUGAUGGUGAUACUAGCACAGACCUCAUCGGUGGGAAGACAAAGAAACAGAAGAGCACGCUUUUCCAGACGAUCAACAAGUUCUUGGACCUGUCCCUCUUCACACACAGAGGCUUCCUGCUCUAUCUCUCAGGCAAUGUGAUCAUGUUCUUCGGGCUGUUCACUCCCUUGGUCUUCCUCAGCAAUUAUGCAAAGAGCAAGAAGAUUGCCAACGAGUCUGCGGCCUUCUUGCUGUCCAUCCUGGCCUUCGUAGACAUGGUAGCCAGACCUUCCAUGGGACUGGUGGCAAACACCAAGUGGAUCCGACCAAGAGUCCAGUAUUUCUUUGCCAUCUCUGUGAUUUACAAUGGGGUGUGCCACCUCUUGGCCCCCAUGUCCACCACCUAUGCUGGGUUCUGCAUUUAUGCUGGCUUCUUUGGCUUUGCCUUUGGCUGGCUUAGCUCGGUGCUGUUUGAAACCUUGAUGGACCUGGUGGGAGCGCAGAGGUUCUCCAGUGCUGUUGGCCUUGUGACCAUUGUGGAGUGCUGCCCCGUGCUUCUGGGACCCCCUUUGCUCGGUAAGCUCAAUGACAUGUAUGGUGACUACAAGUACACGUAUUGGGCCUGUGGGAUCAUCCUCGUUGUCUCUGGGAUCUACCUCUUCAUUGGGAUGGGCAUCAACUACCGCCUGGUGGCAAAGGAGCAGAAGGCGGCGGAGGAGAAGACGAAGAACGAAGGGAAAGAGGAGGAGACCAACAUCGAUGAGGCUGAGAAACAGAAAGAAGCAAACAAUGAUGUGGCUACCUUGCCUCAGAAGAGCACAGAAGACGGUGUCAAAGAGGAGGAAAGCCACAUGUGAGGGACUGGUUUUAAUCCCAGGGUGUCGGGGGAAGCGCCGCUGUCCUGAAGCAGUGUCUGGGGAAAUGCUCUGCUCGUGUUGGGCGGCUGUGAGAAGUGUUUAAACCAGGUGUUCAUUUUUUAACCAGGCUCUGAACUGUCUUUCCAUCUGUGUUCAACAAAGGUAACAGAGCUACAUGCGCAGUAUCCUCGCAUGUUUGGGGUGGGGGUGGGGGAAGGGAUGACUUUUUAUAUUCUGGCUUUUUAACAGUAACAUGAUUGUACUAAUAUGUGCCUUACAGUCUUCAAAUCUAGCUGAAUCUGAAUGAGCCUUAACUCUACUCUAAGCCGUGCUUUAGCUCUGUAUUCUGCUUGGGGAAUGAUGUGUGUGCGUUCGUGUGUAUCUUUGGGAGUUCUGUUGAUAAAAGCCAUAAAAAGCAGGAUACUGGGUUUGUUGGAGCAUGAUAGAUGUCAGGGCUGAGCCCCAGAUGAAUCCUGCUUCACACGCUUCUUACUGCAGACGCUGGGCAUGGGGGCAGUGGGUCUUCAGCUUCCAUGCCAGAUGCCUCCUGGCUCUGUUAGGUGGUCUUCAGGCAUGCUUUGAAAACUUUUAGCUACUGUAGUUCUUUAAAAUCCUUCCUUUUUGUAGUUUGGUUCUCAUGGGAUAAACAGGCUGGAGAAGGAUGGCCACAGUUCAUGUCAGGCAGCAUCUCCUGUGUGGUCGCCCACUCUGGGCCUGAGCAAAUCCUCCCCCAGCAAGGCAUGACCUGGGUGCUGGGGUCUGUGCCCACGGGUGGGGAACCUGGCACUGCUGAGGCAGAGACUCUUACCUGUGUAAUAAGAUGUAAUAUGAAAUGUGUAUGAGUGGAGCUCAGCUGGCACCACAGCAGGGCUUGGAGCAGGUGGCAUCCCUUGGCCUCUCCACAGCAGAUCCAGGACAGGCUUCUACCUGGAAGGCACCAGCCCAGCAUCCUAUCCAGCUGAGACAAGUGGGUUUGGAUGCUUUGUGCUUUGCAGAAGGGGCCAGAUGGACCAGACUGCUGUAGACGCAUCCCUGAGACAGGCAUUCUGCUUUUCCUCUUUUAUCUCUUAGAAAAACCUCUUUUACUUGCUUCUGUUCAACUUAAGAUCAUAAGGUGAUGGAUGCCUUACCGCUCUCAUUUAGGACAUGUAAAGGGGAGGAGAGAAUUUGUAAGUAUUUAUUUUUUAUUUUUUAGUGUUGGAAAAUAUCUCAAUGUACGUGGAGCAGGUUCAUGGCUCUCAAGUUAUAGUACACGUUGAUCAGAAAUCUUGUGAGAGGCUGAGUAUUUUUUUUCAAAUAAACUUUUUUUACAAUUAUCCCUUUUAUGUUUAACUCUUAUUUCAUGCUGACAGCAUGUUCCAGGAACAUGCCAAAGGAUGUGCAUCUGGGGAGAUGAGUGGGGUUAAAGCAGCAGGCUGACCGGCCAGGUAUGGUGCAGAGUACUUCCUUAGCAGGUUUUUUGUGUUGUGAGAGAGGAGGCAGGAAAGAAACUUGGUGCUUCCCUUUGAGGAUGGCUGAGCCUUGGUAUGCAGAUCUCUUCCUGCAGCAAGAAGCUCCUUGGCCUGAAACUCCUGCCUGCAGGAGACAGUGCCUUUUCCCAUGGGCCUGGCCAAGGCUGACACAGUGCCCAACAUGGGGGUGUGUAGGAGUGCAUGUGUGUGCAUGCCUGUGUAUGUGUCUUACUGCUUCACUUGCAGCCUUUGCAUGUCAGGAGAACGCAGCCUUGGGGAGAAACUGAGUUCCUGCCUGCUUCUCCAGCUGCAUAGAACUGCUGCUGGUAUGGUGUGUCUGCCCUGCUUGGGCCAGAAGCUGCUGUGGCUCCAGCAAGGGAUGGAGUUUGUGUUUUGUGCCUCUUUCAAUCUCUUUAGCUGCAAGAUGGCAACAGCCAGGUUGUUCCUAUGCACUCUGUUUUUAGAGACAGCUUUCCUCUCUUUUUAGCAGGAUGCCUAUGAAAGCCGUAAGGUUCUUCUUCACUGCCCAGUGGGGGCCCUUUGUCUGCUCUGUGGGUAGGGCUGUGAUGGAGGGGCUCCCACCCCAAGCCCUGCUGCAGCCUCUGGUGCUGUCUGUGCUGCUGUGGAUGUCUGCAGGCCUGGUGCUGCCAGGAGGAGGGAACCCAGCUGCCCCCCAUCAGCCCUGUGGGGUGCCUGGUGCCCGUGGUGGCCUCACUCAGGGUGCUGACUGCUCUGCUCUGCACCUCUCCUGGCUGCUGCAGUUCUCCAUCGUUGUCAGCCAGCUCCAAAUCUCACAGGAAAAAAAAAAAAAAAAAAAAAAAGGCCAGGGUAUUUCAUACUGUAGAGUAACUUUAUAAAGCCAACAGUAUUUUUGUACAAAAGGACUUUAUUGUACUGAGCUUGUAAUACUGGAAAACCAAGUAAUUGUAUUUUUCAUUAAGUGCUGUGUCUAUUGUAGUUACCAUAACUGGUUCCUGUUGCAAUAAACUAACCGUGAUGA